Colletotrichum navitas is the source of this 715-nucleotide messenger RNA. RefSeq lists its product as uncharacterized. The record is from RefSeq and is a predicted model, not a curated record. Bases 176 to 715 code for a protein of 179 amino acids. NCBI's taxonomy places the organism in Eukaryota, Fungi, Ascomycota, Sordariomycetes, Glomerellales, Glomerellaceae. The transcript has 4 exons.
GGUGGACUCUCGCCUAAACCUCUGUUGCUACGCCAGCCUUUCUUUUCUCUUUUCUCACUUGACAACCAAACUCACUCAACCAACCAACCAACCCACCAAACCAGGUGCCCCGUCCACCUUUAACUCAUCACCGCCGCUUCCAAGAGCCAAUUAGCACAGAUACCUCGACGCAGACAUGAUGGCCGCCGCCACCCUGCCAGAACAAGACCACGACUCAGGCGACGAUAGUUGGACCAAGAUACAGCCCCCCUCGACCGUCGCCGGGCCAUCCGUUUCCCAUGAUUCACCAGCUGCUCUAGCCCAUCAUUUGGCCGAGGCCGCUUCCACCCCGCUUGCUCACCUGGCCAAACCAGUCGCCGCCUUUCUUGAUGAGAUCCCCCAAGCGCCGCCGCCGUCGCCGCCUGCCAAGGCAAAGGCACCCGAGAAGCCUGCCGACCGCGACCGUAGGGGCAUAAGCCCGACCACUCGGACACGCCUCUUGAAGGCUUGCGCCGAUAUCCUGCAAAUCGUCGGCCCUUCGUCCUUCACCAAUCAUUCCGCCCGCGACCCUCUCGAGCACCGUUUGCAGGGUCUUGUCCGAUAUGCCGCAUUUGCGGUCCAGGCUGCAGCGGCAGAGGAGGACCAGCUGGCCAGUCGAGAAUCCGCUCUUGAUACCAACAGUGGGGACCAAGAGGAGAAAGGUGGACUAGACAAACCCAACGUCGUGCAGGAUUGA